Vigna angularis (adzuki bean) is the source of this 988-nucleotide messenger RNA. RefSeq names its product E3 ubiquitin-protein ligase BIG BROTHER. Gene Ontology annotation, molecular function: ubiquitin conjugating enzyme binding; ubiquitin-protein transferase activity. Bases 159 to 770 code for a protein of 203 amino acids. The record is from RefSeq and is a predicted model, not a curated record. Gene Ontology annotation, biological process: protein ubiquitination; negative regulation of organ growth. The transcript has a single exon. NCBI's taxonomy places the organism in Eukaryota, Viridiplantae, Streptophyta, Magnoliopsida, Fabales, Fabaceae.
UAUUACUUGACAUGCAAGUUUUGUUCAUCUUCAAACAAUUUUCCAAAUAUCUUAUGCUUUCAUUCAUCUCCUCAAAUACCUCUCUCACAUUCUUCUCUUCCCAAACCCCAAAUCAUAACUAAAUCUUUUAGCAAAUUAUUAACCCGUUUUGUCCUUCAAUGGAUCAACGUGAAGAAGGCAAACAACAACCAUCCCAGAAAACAGCAUCAGAAAAUCAGCUUGACCCAGUUGAUAGUUCUGAGAAUAUUGCUCCAGAAAAUGGUUUUCAGGAGCAAAGUGGCACAUUCACAACGUUUGCAUCAUUAGAAAGUGGAACUGAGAGUGAGUCCUCUUUCGAUGACCAUGAUGAAGAUUCUGACUUUUUUCUGAGCCAGGAGUUUGAAUCUGAACUUCAGUUUCUCGAGAGCGAAGGGAGCAAUGAUGAUGAUGAUGAUGAUGAUGAGGAAAUGGAGGAAGAUGAGAUCGAUGUGGAUGAGUUGACCUAUGAGGAGUUGAUUGAGUUGGGAGAUUUUAUAGGGCGAGAGAAGAGAGGGUUAUCAGCAAGUGAAAUUUGUUCAUGCUUGCAUUCUCACACUUUUCAUUCUGCAGAAAGCAAAAGUGGAGUUGAUCUUUGUGUGAUUUGCCAGGUUGAAUAUAAAGAAGGUGAAGCCCUAGUAGCAAUUCAGUGUGAGCACCCUUAUCAUACAGAUUGCAUAAGCAAGUGGCUUCAAAUUAAGAAGGUUUGCCCUAUAUGUAACACUGAAAUUUCUGCUCCCAAGGUAGUUAAUUAAGUAUACUUGGAUUUUAGAUAUUCUAAUAUUUAUGAUUCCUCAAUUUGUUCAAUCUAAAUCUGAAUGAAAAUAGUUGAGGAAAUAAAAGCUGCUUUCUAACAUUGUAAAUAACAGAACUUUGAUGUUUCAUAGAAAAAGAAAAAGUGUACAAAUCAUGAGUAAACCACAUGUUAUUGAUGAAAUAAAAAAUGGAGACUAAAAUUCUAUACUGAAUAAAA